GAUUGGUGGGUUCAAAAGCACAGUUCAACAGUUGUACAAAGUAGUGGAAGUUCGAAACAGUGCGCCGCGGUCUCGCGUCCAGUUUUUCUUCGAUAGGGCCCAUUUUUACUGCGUAAAAUGGAAAGGGGAAGGAGGUACAAGAACAAGGGGUUGCAGUUCUCUUCAGCAGAAGACAGCCGUGCUCUCCGCGCUAUUGAUGCACGAAUGGGACGCAGAGCCCUGCGUGAUGCAUUGAUUAGCCGAAAACGAAUGGAUGGAUGUGAAGCAACCACAGCAAAGUCAAUGGAAAUGAGCUUGAAAAGGAAUAAUAGACCUGGCCUAGCAGAUGUAACCAGUGAUUAUCCCAACAAGAGCAUUAGAGAGCAUGAAUUGCAACGAUAUGAACAAUUGUUGAAAUGGAGAGAGGAAAGGAGGAAGAAGUUGAAUAUUGAGAAGAGAACUCGGAAACCAUCAUUCAAAACAGGAGUAUUUCAGCCGGAUCAGCCCAAAUUCUUGGUAUCCGAUGAUGUAAAGCAACCGGAUUCCAAGAUCUCUACCCCUGCAAAACCCCCACCUUUCAAGUACCUCCAGAGAAGUUCAACAAAAUAUGGAUUCACUCCUGGUGCAUCAUCAAAGAAAGUCCAUAGAUUAUGUGCUGGAGUAACACCAACAACAUCAAUAGCUAAGGUCCCAAAAUUUAAUUUAAGAACAACUCCUAACCAGUCCCUAGGAAGAGCAGCUAUAUUGCAAACCAAAGCUGUUGAUCAAAAGGAAAAUCUUAACAGCAAUAUUAUGACUUCCAGUAGGAAGACAGAAGAUAAAAGUCACAUUCAAAGGAAAAACAGAUCUGUGCACGGAAUGGACCUGAAAAGAGUUCUUAGAAAUAAAAGUACAAGAAAGCGAAUAGUUUCCAUGGACACUGAAGACUUGGGAGUAAAGGCACUUCCAGCCACACCUGAUAGCACAGAACUUCAGAGAAAUCGUAGAAGUGGAGUAAAGGCACUUCCAGCCACACCUGUCAGUAUAGAGAUUCAGAGAAGUCGUAGGAGUGGAGUAAAGCCCCUUCCAGCCACACCUGUUAAUAUAGACAUUCGGAGAAGUCGUAGAAGUUUUGUCAGACUCCAGCCUGAGGUAGCGGGAGAUGCUCAUUCAUCAGAGAGUGUAUCAUUUGCUCCUGAAAACUUUGAUUUUAACUUUGUUGCAACAUUGAAGGAUGGGGAACCAGCAGCAGGGAAUGUUGCACCAGCUUUGACUUUUGAAGAAAAGGUUGCCACAUCAAGGAAGGAAAUUUCAAGAUCUAGCACUGAUAUGUCAGUCAACAAUAGUUUCUCUGAUGAUCCAACAAGUACAAAUGAAUCUGUCAGUAAAGUAAAUGAAAAUAUUACAAAUUGUGAGGUGGAAGAAAUGUACAAUGAAGUUCCAACCAGUGGCAGAGAGUUGCCGGAAGAAAAAGAUAUCUCUGAAAUUGGAGAAAAGGACAAAACUCCUGAUUGCGAGAAAUCUUACAAAAUGUUUAUUGAUGAGGAAGCUCUUAAAGAUGAAACAGAUGGUACUGGUGAAUUAAAAGUUGUUGAAAGAAAUAUAGAAAUGAAACAUGAAAAUGAAUUAGAAAAUGAAAAUGUAUUAGAGGCUGCCAAGAAAGUUGAAGAGUAUAUUCCUGCAGAAAUUGUGCAGAAUAAUUAUGUACAGCAGGAGGAGACUGUAAGUCUCAAAUCUGAUCUUGAGGUAGAUCAUGAUAUAGAAAAUAGCAAAGAAAACAAAGGUAUUGCUGAUUGUAACAAAGACCUGCUUAACCCAGAUGACAUUUGCAACCUAAGUUUAGUGGCCAAAACACCAAUGUCUGCUCUGCGAAGGAGCACCAGACGCUCUGCAAGAAUUAGUGGCUGUAUAGACACCACUUUGUCACCAGUGAUGUCAAAGUUACGUCCUCGCACACCGUGUAGUCGCUCAACACGUAGAUCUAUGAAUGCCCACACUGAUUUUAUGAUAGACCAAAUUGCCACACCUAGAGUACAGAAGUCGUUGAGGAAAAGCUCACGACGUUCCAUUAAAAGAUUGAGGAGUGAGGAUGCUAAAGAUUUAGUAGUUCCCCUUGUCUUUGAUGACAGUGAGUUAGGGGAUUCUGAUAUGAAGAGCCAAGAACUUGUUCCAGAAUCCAGCAUAGUAUUGGAAGAGGAUAUUAUUGAAGAGGAAGCUGAAGUUAAAACAGUGUCACCAUCAGUGAAUGUUAAGAGUCCAAUUCCAGAAACAAUUGAAGUGAUGCAAACACCCAAGGCAGAAAAUAUGGUUACUCCACGCUCCUCCAGGCGCAAGGGAAAAGUUUCAUGGAUGGUUCACGAAAGUCCUUACAUAAAUACAGAGAAGAGAUCAGGAAAUUCAAAACGUAGUGGAGUUCCUUCUGACAUCAUUUCACUAUUUGAUGAUGUUCCAACUGAUGGUUCUCCUCUUCCAGCUCAUUUAACACCUUUGAUAAAUAAGUGUCGUAGUGAUCAAGGACAGUCUCCAAUAUUGCCAGAAGCACCAAUAAGUUUCUCAAUUGAUGAAGGUCAGGUUACCGAUUCCCCAGAAGAACAAACUUGCUCUAACCUUCUUGACCUUUUAAAACCCUCCACUCCUCUAGCAAGAAAUGAUACCCCAGAUGUAGAUGUUUGGGGGGAGGAGAGUCCUGAGGUUGUUGACAAUAGUGCUAUUUUGAUAUCGGUAGAUGCAAGUACAACGAUACCAGCCUUGCCAGUCCUACCAGUAACCAGGAGAUCAUGUCGUAUAAGUUUGCUCCCAGGGUUAACCGAAAGUCCAGCAAGUGGAAAGCUUACUACUGUUGAUGAAGAUUUGAUUGCCUGGGAAACUCCUAUGAUGUCAGCCAAGAAAACAAAGAAGAUAGAAAAGGAUAAACCACGAGCAACCCCAUCACGUCGUUCUCGUAGAUUAAGCAAGGUGUGUCCGGAGUAAGUUUCAUAGUAAUUAUUAAUUAACGUUACUACUAAAGGGUAUAGAUUUUCACUUUUGAAAGUUAUUUUCUUACCAGCUGUCAUGUAUUGAAGGUAAAUUAUUUUGUAAUAUAUAUCCAAGAAAGGGUAUAUAACACAGGUAUUUCUAGUAGAAUGGUUUAAUAAUAUUGAUACUUUCUGAUUUUGUUGAAUUGUUUACCUCUUAAGAUGAAGUACUGUAUUAUGAUUUCCAUGACCUAGCUGUUUUGUGCCUGUUACAGAUCCACAUUUUAAAAAAUAUCCUUUUACUCUAUACUUAUUGUGUUAGGUAGUUUAAAGAGCUGAAAAACCAUUAUUUUUUUUGCUAUUAUAUACUAACGUAAAUUUAAUAUCAUUCUCUUGUUUAAUGAGAGAGAGAGAUAAUAGUGACUUUUUAAGUGCUUUGGUUUUUGUUAUUCCAUCAUCAGAACAGAUAAUGCUUAAAUAUUGUGUUACAGAAAAAAAAGCUGUAAAAUACUGAUUCAGUAUGAAGAAAGGCUGGAAUUUUAUUUGUUAUGAAUACUCUUAUCAUUAGCUACUAUAGUUAUUUUUAAUGUAAAUAUAUAUAUUUUGCUUUUCACUUCCUUGAAUUAUCUUUCUUUUUAAGAACAGUUCCAUUCUGUCCCCUUUUCAGGAUAAGAAAUAAUCAUUUACAUUUCCACAGCUUUAAAUUGUAUAUAUGUAUUGAUUUGUAGUAAACAUAAGCAUUCCCCCAAAUUUGGUUUUUGUAUUAUAUAUGAAGUAUUGAAGUGUUAAUUUUUAUAUAACAUUACAGAAAUUUAGUUUUCAGGUACAUUCUAAAGUAGUUUAUAUUAUAGUGUAUUUCAAAAGCAGGGAUUGCUUAUUUUGUAUGUGUAAAUUCAGAGCCCAAUGAUUUUUAUUUGUUCCUAUGGAAGUGUGAACCUUUGCCUUUUAUAUAGGGAUAUCCUUCAGUGUGAGGUGGAAAAGUUGAAAUUGGUAAUAAAGUCAUUAACAGGUGGCUUAAGGGGGGGGGG
Molecule: messenger RNA, 3940 nt
Organism: Macrobrachium nipponense
Lineage: Eukaryota; Metazoa; Arthropoda; Malacostraca; Decapoda; Palaemonidae
Product: titin homolog
Exons: 11
Coding region: 118-2928 (936 amino acids)
Source: RefSeq, a predicted model, not a curated record